AUGAUAGUAAAUCUAUUUUCCAUUUUUGAUCCAUCUACCAGUAUAUGUUUAUCAUUAAAUUGACUAUCAAUAAUAAUCAUACUACUAAUCAACCCAAUAUCCUUAUGAUUAUUACCUUCUCGACUACAUAUAUCAUUUAACUUAUUAAUAAUGUUCAUUUUUAAUGAAUUUAACUUAAUUGUAAAUAACAAAUUUAAUACAAACUUAUUAAUUUUCAUUAUACUAAUAUUAUCAAUCAUAACUAUAAAUCUAAUAGGAUUAAUACCUUACAUCUUCACUCCUACAAGUCACCUUGUAGUCAACUUAACUAUAUCUUUAAUUCUAUGAGUAAGAUUUAUAAUAUAUGGAUGAUUAGUAAAUACCAACCAUAUACUUAUUCAUAUAGUUCCAAUAAAUACACCUACUAUAUUAAUAAGAUUUAUAGUAUUAAUUGAAUCAAUUAGAAAUUUAAUUCGACCCUGAACACUAACAAUUCGUCUUAGAGCAAAUAUACUAGCAGGUCAUUUAAUAAUAACCUUAAUAGGAUCUUCAAUAAAUAAAUUCCUAUUAUUUUUACCUUUAAUAAUUAUAAUACAAAAUAUAUUAAUUAUUUUAGAAAUAUCUGUAUCCUUAAUUCAAGCAUAUGUACUAUCAAUCCUAAGAACAUUAUAUUUUAAUGAAUCUAAUAACUAUGAUAAUAACUAACCACCCAUUUCAUUUAGUAACUUUAAGACCAUGACCUAUAAUUACAUCAUUUAAUAUCAUAAAUACAUUAAUGAGAAUCAUCAUCCUAUUCUACAAUCAUUACUCUUAUACACUUAUUAUAAAUUCAAUUCUACUAAUUAUAUCAAUAUUACAAUGAUGACGAGAUGUAAUUCGAGAAAGAACUAUACAAGGAUUUCAUACACUUACAGUAUCAAAAUUAAUAAAAUACAGAAUAAUUUUAUUUAUUAUUUCAGAAUUAUUUUUCUUUAUCUCAUUUUUCUGAGCAUAUUUUCACAGAUCAAUUUCCCCUAAUGUAGAAAUUGGAAGAACAUGACCUCCCUCAAAUAUCAUAAUAUUCAACCCUUUUGAUAUUCCAUUACUAAAUACUAUUAUCUUAAUUUCUUCAGGAAUAACAAUCACAUGAAGUCAUCAUCUAUUAUUAAAUAAUCAUACAAAAUCAUUAAAUCUAAUAUUAAUUACAAUCAUUCUAGGAGUGUGCUUCUCCUCAUUACAAUAUUUAGAAUACAAAGAAGCACUUUUUACAAUCAAUGACAGAAUCUUUGGAUCAAUUUUCUUCAUAAUGACAGGAUUUCACGGAUUACACGUAAUUAUUGGUAUCUUAUUUAUAUUAACAUGCUAUCUACGUAUAUUAAAACUACAAUUAUCAAAAACCCAUCAUUUCAAUUUUGAAGCAGCAUCAUGAUAUUGACAUUUUGUAGACAUCGUAUGAUUAUUUCUUUAUGUAUUUUUAUAUUGAUGAUCUAGAUAAUAUAUAUAAUAUAUAAUAUAUA
Dufourea novaeangliae is the source of this 1475-nucleotide messenger RNA. RefSeq names its product ATP synthase subunit a-like. The record is from RefSeq and is a predicted model, not a curated record. Gene Ontology annotation, molecular function: proton transmembrane transporter activity. Gene Ontology annotation, biological process: proton motive force-driven ATP synthesis. The transcript has a single exon. Lineage: Eukaryota; Metazoa; Arthropoda; Insecta; Hymenoptera; Halictidae.